Messenger RNA from Ipomoea triloba (trilobed morning glory), 726 nucleotides. Its product is annotated as secreted RxLR effector protein 161-like. The transcript is spliced from 2 exons. NCBI's taxonomy places the organism in Eukaryota, Viridiplantae, Streptophyta, Magnoliopsida, Solanales, Convolvulaceae. The coding region runs from base 1 to 726 and encodes 241 amino acids. The record is from RefSeq and is a predicted model, not a curated record.
AUGUCUACAAGCUACAAAGGGCGUUGUACGGACUCAAACAGGCCCCGAGAGCCUGGUGCAACUGAUGAGCUCGUGAAAGUCAUGCAACAUGAGUUUGAAAUGAGUAUGAUUGGGGAGCUGACCUACUUUUUAGGACUUCAGAUAAAGCAAACUGAUGAAGGCAUAUUUAUUUCUCAAGAGAAAUAUGCCAAGAACAUUCUGACAAAGUUUGGACUUGAAUCUGCAAAAGACGCUAGAACCCCAAUAUCUACAUCAACUAAACUUUUCAAAGAUGAAAAUGGUGUUUCAGUUGACUCUACUCUCUAUCGGAGUAUGAUAGGAAGUCUGCUAUAUCUGACAGCCAGCAGGCCAGAUAUUAUGUUCAGUGUAGGAGCAUGUGCGCGAUAUCAAGCUGAUCCGAAAGAAUCUCAUGUUAAAGCAGUGAAACGUAUUUUAAAAUACGUGAAAGGUACGCUAAACUACGGUAUAUGGUUUUCAAAUGACACUAAUCUGAGUUUGGUAGGUUUUAGCGAUGCCGACUGGGCUGGAAAUGCGGACGAUAGAAAAAGCACAUUAGGUGGCUGUUUCUUUAUCGGCAAAAACUUGGUCUCCUGGCUAAGUAAAAAGCAAAAUUCGAUCUCUCUUAGUACCGCUGAAGCAGAGUAUAUAGCUGCAGGGGGUGCUUGUACACAGUUACUUUGGAUGCGACAAAUGUUAUCUGACUACGGGCUAAAUCAGAAUCUAUGA